GAUAUCUGGUUAUUGUGUAAAAGUGAUGAAAAUCCAAAUUCCAAGUGUUUCAAGCGCCCCCAACAGAAUAGAUUUGCCAUUCAAAAUCGCUUCGCUAGUCCAGCUCCGCAACGGAAGGCAUUCGCAACGGCGCCGUAAGAUGCGCGAUUGGCCGGACAGUGGACUGCUGUUAUGAGCCAGCACAAUAGCCAGUACACUUUCAACUCCAAGGAAGACUACAACGUUACCCUAGACAACAUGAGUCGCGAAUUUGAGGAGCGAUGGAGCCACCAGACCCAGUCCCCUUACACAAAUCUGGAAAACUAUAUAACGCGGGCUGUACUUGGCAAUGGAAGUUUCGGCACCGUGAUGCUCGUCAAGGAAAAGGGUGGCAAGAACUACUAUGCCGCCAAGAUGAUGAGCAAGGAGGAUCUGGUUCGGCUCAAGCAGGUGGCCCAUGUGCACAACGAGAAACACGUGCUGAAUGCCGCCCGAUUCCCGUUCCUCAUCUAUCUGGUGGACUCGACGAAGUGCUUCGACUACCUCUACCUGAUCCUGCCCCUGGUCAAUGGCGGGGAACUGUUCAGCUACCAUCGCAGGGUUCGCAAGUUCAACGAGAAACAGGCCCGAUUCUAUGCCUGCCAGGUGGCGCUGGCUCUCGAGUACAUGCACAGGAUGCACCUCUUGUACCGCGAUCUCAAGCCGGAGAAUAUCCUGCUCGACCAUCGGGGCUACAUCAAGCUCACUGACUUUGGUUUCACAAAGCGCGUAGAUGGCCGAACGUCCACGCUGUGUGGCACUCCGGAAUACUUGGCCCCCGAGAUCGUGCAACUCCGACCGUAUACCAAAUCGGUGGACUGGUGGGCUUUCGGCAUCCUGAUCUACGAGUUUGUGGCAGGGCGCUCUCCUUUUGCCAUUCACAAUCGAGAUGUGAUCCUUAUGUAUUCCAAGAUCUGUGUCUGUGACUACAAGAUGCCCACUUAUUUCACGGGACAGCUGAAAAGCCUUGUGGAGAGCCUCAUGCAGGUGGACACCUCAAAGCGUUUAGGAAACUCGAACGAGGGCUCCGCCGACGUGAAGAGUCAUCCGUGGUUCCACGGCAUCGACUGGUACGGCAUUCUCAACCAGGAGGUCGUCGCUCCCUACUUGCCGACCAUUUCCGGCGCUGAGGAUCUGUCCAACUUCGAGAACUUCGAGAUCAAGGAUCGGUACAAGUCCCGAAUAAACCGACAUCCCGAGUUGUUUGCGAAUUUUUAAAUGUCAAUUUGUCCGUAAAAGUCGUGGUUUUCUUUAGUUGUAAGAUAAGUGGCGUGGUAAGGACUAGUCAGCUUAUGGAUGUGUCGAAAUUAAUUUAUAUUUUAAUAAAUACGCAACCAUAGCAACUUAA
Drosophila eugracilis is the source of this 1366-nucleotide messenger RNA. It is a transcript of the gene Pka-C2, whose product is annotated as cAMP-dependent protein kinase catalytic subunit 2. Gene Ontology annotation, biological process: peptidyl-serine phosphorylation. NCBI's taxonomy places the organism in Eukaryota, Metazoa, Arthropoda, Insecta, Diptera, Drosophilidae. Gene Ontology annotation, molecular function: cAMP-dependent protein kinase activity; ATP binding. Bases 172 to 1236 code for a protein of 354 amino acids. The transcript has 5 exons. The record is from RefSeq and is a predicted model, not a curated record. Gene Ontology annotation, cellular component: cAMP-dependent protein kinase complex; nucleus.